Mesocricetus auratus (golden hamster) is the source of this 933-nucleotide messenger RNA. RefSeq names its product olfactory receptor 51B2-like. The coding region runs from base 1 to 933 and encodes 310 amino acids. Gene Ontology annotation, biological process: G protein-coupled receptor signaling pathway. The record is from RefSeq and is a predicted model, not a curated record. Gene Ontology annotation, molecular function: olfactory receptor activity; G protein-coupled receptor activity. Gene Ontology annotation, cellular component: membrane. The transcript has a single exon. Lineage: Eukaryota; Metazoa; Chordata; Mammalia; Rodentia; Cricetidae.
AUGCAUACUAUGUGGCCCAAUAUCAGUGCUGCCCCAUUUCUUCUGACUGGCUUCCCAGGACUGGAAGCAGCUCACCCCUGGAUCUCCAUCCCCUUCUUUGCCAUCUAUGUCUCUGUGCUUCUGGGCAAUGGCACACUCAUCUACCUCAUCAAGGAUGACCACAAUCUCCAUGAACCCAUGUACUAUUUCCUUGCCAUGCUGGCAGGAACAGAUCUUACAGUUACACUGACCACAAUGCCCACUGUAAUGGCAGUCCUGUGGGUGAAUCACAGAGAGAUAAGACAUGGGGCCUGCUUCUUACAGGCCUACAUCAUUCACUCCCUUUCCAUUGUGGAGUCAGGGGUCUUGCUUGCCAUGUCUUAUGAUCGCUUUGUUGCUAUCUGCACACCUCUGCAUUACAACUCUACUCUUACCAAUUCCAGGGUUAUAAAAAUAGGACUUGGGGUAGUAAUGAGAGGCUUUUUAUCUCUUGUACCUCCAAUCCUGCCACUCUUUUGGUUCCCAUACUGCAGUUCCCAUGUUCUUUCUCAUGCCUUCUGUCUCCACCAAGAUGUCAUGAAACUCGCAUGUGCUGACAUCACCUUCAACCGCGUGUAUCCAGUUGUUUUGGUUGCCUUGACUUUCUUUCUUGAUGCACUGAUCAUUGUCUUUUCUUAUGUCCUCAUUCUGAAGACAGUUAUGGGCAUAGCCUCUGGAGAGGAGAGAACAAAGGCCCUCAACACCUGUGUCUCCCACAUUAGCUGUGUCCUGGUCUUUUACAUCACUGUGAUUGGUCUGACCUUCAUCCACAGGUUUGGAAAGCAUGCCCCACAUGUGGUGCAUAUAACCAUGAGCUAUGUCUACUUUCUCUUUCCUCCCUUUAUGAACCCCAUCAUUUACAGCAUCAAGACCAAGCAGAUUCAGAGGAGCAUCAUCCAUCUAAUAUCUGUAUAA